AUGCACAAUCUGUUUUUGCAGGUGGCUGAGACAGGUCAGGUAUACCCUGGACCUGAGCCAGAGACCGGCAGCCUCACCCAGCAGGGCAACUACCAGUUUGUGGGAGAUGACGGCAGCACCUACCAAUUCGUCUUUGCUACACUGGUGGUUGCAGCCGCGGCUGCUCCGCAAAACUACAAUGCUAAUCAGUUUGUGAAAUCUGGGCUGCCCGAGAUCCGUAUUCUCAGCCAGAGGUUCGAUCAGGACCCCAACACUGGAAACUACGAGUACAGCUACGAGCAGGACAACGGACAGGCGGCGGCUGAGACAGGUCAGGUGUACCCUGGACCUCAGCCAGAGACAGGCAGCCUCACCCAGCAGGGCAGCUACCAGUUCGUGGGCGAUGACGGCAACACCUACCAAGUCAGCUACGUGGCCGACGAAGGAGGCUACCAGCCGCAGGGCGCCCACCUGCCGGUGGCGCCCGCGCAGAUUCCGGAGUACGAACAGCUGAGGAUUGAACACCCCGAGCUGUUCUGGGCAGAGCAGCAGCAAUACGUCUAGGAAGAUCAGUCGUUUAGGCCGCACUGUGAUAUC
Messenger RNA from Pollicipes pollicipes, 576 nucleotides. Its product is annotated as cuticle protein CP14.6. Gene Ontology annotation, molecular function: structural constituent of chitin-based larval cuticle. The transcript is spliced from 3 exons. Gene Ontology annotation, cellular component: chitin-based extracellular matrix. NCBI's taxonomy places the organism in Eukaryota, Metazoa, Arthropoda, Thecostraca, Pollicipedomorpha, Pollicipedidae. Bases 1 to 543 code for a protein of 180 amino acids. The record is from RefSeq and is a predicted model, not a curated record.